CGUGAUUAUGAACGAGUUGACAGUCUUGUGCAUGGAAAAUGGCUGUUUUAAAGUCCUUGAUACGGUUGUUAAUUUCUGGAUAUACAUUCAUGGAACGAAGUCUGAUCCGUGCUUGACAAGCAAAGUUCUGAUAAACGUUGGAUCUAGGAAUGAUCAAUGCUUGGUGACAGACUUUCCACUCAACGAACGGCCGUGUGAUCAGUAUCUGGACCAAGAUUGGUACAGGACUGACGAUGGCGUAAUACGCACAAAAGCUCCUGUUGACGGCAAUUGCGGGGCUGAUGCUGCGGCUUGGCUUAAAGAUGCGCUCCCCGCUGUGUCCGAUGGUGUUGCUAAUAGGACAAUAUGCAUACGGGAAGAAUCCAACAACUGUGAAGGGGAGUUCAGCAUUGAAAUAAAGAAUUGCGGCUUAUUUUUCGUAUAUUAUUUACUAUCAAUUCCAAAUAUAUUCAAUUGCCCAGCUGCGUACUGCUUCGAUUCGUCUUUACCAUGUACAACAUCAACGACGACUACAUCAACGACUACAACUACAAAAACACAAACCGGAAGUACAAAUACGGAUGAAAAUAACUUAACACUCAUUGUCUGCUUAGCCGUCAUUUUGCCAGUAGCGGUGCUUGCGGUGAUCACUGUCUUAAUAGCUCGAGUAUUGUGGAAGAAACCGGUACAGCCAACGAACGGCCAAGCUGAAGGAAAUGCAAAUAUACAAAAACCAUAUACUACUACUACUUCUACUACUACAACAACAACGCCAACAACAACUACUACUACUACUACUACUACUGCUUCCACUACUACUACUACUUUUCCCGCCGGAUGCACGAAUCACCUUCAUUUUCACACGAAUCCCCUUCAUUUUCCCACACGACUAUGACCUUAAUAAAGGACGUGAUGAUCUAAAAAAAUGAUACUGACACGGUGUACAACAAUAAUAAAUUAUCUUAGUUAUAUCGCAAUUGUUUCUAACAGAUGCAAAAACACAGUUAUACCAUAUAUUUUUAAAGAAUAAAUAACAUAAUAAACUAUGCACACAUUCGUAUACAUUAAAAUUGUAUUUGAAUGGUUAUUGACGAUGAUCCAUGUUCAUUUUUGGUUUUCUUACGUUUAAUUGAUAUUUGCGUGCUCCAUCUUAUAUAUAGUAUGAUACACAUGAGUUUCCAAGACCAAUAAACAGACAAUAUCUAAAGCAUAUGCAUUUGUUAAAUAUAUUCAACGACGGAACGUUUUUAUAUAUAACCAGUUUGAAACCUUACCGACAUAAAUCGAUCCAAAAGUGCAGUUUAUGGAUCGUUAAGAACUUGUGUAAUGUAAUUUUUCUUGCGAUAGAAUAUGAUGCCUCUAGAGUGGAAUGGUAAUGCUUAAAAUCCUCGUGUUUACACUUCAAACUGCAUUUAUAAAGUAAUACACUUUCUCUUGAAUGAGGUCAAAUGUUAAAACGAAUGUUUGACUUAUUCAGUUUUAAUAUUCAACAAUUUGAAAAUAAGGGUUACCAGUGUUAGUGCUGCCCUAAGGCUGAUGGUUCGAUUCGUAAUAAACAUAAAUAUGCAUCAAAACAUUAGUUUGUGUAAAAUCCGUGUUAUUUCAAAGUUGAUUGAACCGAUAAGCUCAUGUCGGGAAAAAAACUGUUUUCGAAUGGGACAAAGCUCGGUUAAGCUAAUAAUACUUGUUAAUGUGUACGUCGUCUUUAAUUUAAUGGACACGUCAUG
This is a messenger RNA of Dreissena polymorpha, 1706 nucleotides long. RefSeq names its product integumentary mucin C.1-like. Lineage: Eukaryota; Metazoa; Mollusca; Bivalvia; Myida; Dreissenidae. The record is from RefSeq and is a predicted model, not a curated record. Bases 8 to 874 code for a protein of 288 amino acids. The transcript is spliced from 6 exons.